ACGUAGGCGAAGGUUUAUUUUAUUUUCAUGUUGGCACGGGCCUGACCUCAACCUGAAGAUCUACUCUGGUUUAGAAAACCAGAACAAGCACAUGAAGCUGAAGUCUGAAAAUGGAUCCGCUAAAGUCUUCUUCAACAACAUUCUCACUUCUCAGCAGUCCAUCAAGCCUUUCAACCUCGCAACUCAGGAGAAGAAGCUUCAAAUCAUGAGUUUCGUCAUGAUCCUUCGUGGAGACAAUGUCUUGCUCCAGCAACAGAUUCAGAACAACAAGAUUGAUCUGCAGAUCGUAGCCACCUUCAAACUCAAGGCUAAUUGGGCUUCACUGCAUUACACGUUCAGUUUACUUGGGAGAUACCAUCUUCAGACAAAAGGCAAGUCCUAACAAUCCAUUUAUAUGUACGUCAAACUAAACAUGUAAACAAUCAUCUUCAUCGUGGUUGCAUAAUGUUUUAUGGUACUCUAAAAUGAUUUAUAGUGUUGGAUGAAAAUAAAUUUACUUCUUUUUG
Molecule: messenger RNA, 506 nt
Organism: Arabidopsis arenosa
Lineage: Eukaryota; Viridiplantae; Streptophyta; Magnoliopsida; Brassicales; Brassicaceae
Source: the annotation of a GenBank genome assembly